Molecule: messenger RNA, 1326 nt
Organism: Neurospora hispaniola
Lineage: Eukaryota; Fungi; Ascomycota; Sordariomycetes; Sordariales; Sordariaceae
Product: Acetamidase/Formamidase
Exons: 4
Coding region: 1-1326 (441 amino acids)
Molecular function (GO): hydrolase activity, acting on carbon-nitrogen (but not peptide) bonds, in linear amides
Source: RefSeq, a predicted model, not a curated record
AUGGGCAAAACCGAGAUCCGAACCGUCUGCAAAGUCGACUUUGACAAGCCCGCCUCCGAACAGCCUCAACUUCAUAACAGAUGGCACCCAGACAUCCCGUUCGCCGGCUCCAUCAAGGACGGCGAAACCGUGAAGAUCGAGUGCGUCGACUGGACAGGCGGACAAAUCGGCAACAAUGAUUCGGCAGACGACAUGAAGAACGUCGAUCUGACCAAGAUCCACUACUUGUCUGGCCCCUUUGAGGUCGAGGGCGCCCAGCCGGGCGACUUGUUGCUGGUAGAGAUCAUGGAUGUGCAGCCGUUCCAAGACCGGCCAUGGGGCUUUACGGGUAUCUUUGAUAAGACGAAUGGGGGCGGCUUCCUAGACGAAAUCUACCCCUCAGCGGCCAAAGCCAUCUGGGACUUUGAGGGCAUCUACGCCACCUCGCGCCACAUCCCCGGCGUCAAGUUCGCCGGCUUGAUCCACCCGGGCAUCAUCGGUUGCGCUCCCUCGGCCGAGGUGUUGGCCACGUGGAACAAGCGUGAGGGCGAGCUGGUGGCUGCCAACAAGCUCGCCGAUCGCGACGUGGCUCAUCUGCCGCAGCCCAUCAACACGCACGCCGGCGCGGCUAACAAGGAAAUUGCUGAAAAAGUGGCCAAGGAGGGUGCGAGAACGGUCCCCGGAAGGCCGGAGCAUGGAGGGAACUGCGACAUCAAGAACUUGAGCAGGGGAUCCAAGGUGUACCUCCCCGUCCAUGUGCCCGGGGCCAAGUUCAGUGUGGGUGAUUUGCACUUCUCGCAGGGCGAUGGCGAGAUUUCGUUUUGUGGCGCUAUUGAGAUGGCCGGCGUGAUCACUAUUAACUUCAAGGUGAUCAGGAACGGGGUGGAGGGUAUGGGGCUCAAGAGCCCCAUUUACAUCCCGGGUCCGGUCGAGCCUAGCUUUGGACCAGGCAGGUAUAUCUACUUUGAGGGGUUCUCGGUUGAUGAGCAUGGGAAGCAGCAUUACAUGGACGUAACAGUCGCCUACCGCCAAACCGUCCUGCGCUGCAUCGAGUACCUCCGCCGCUUUGGCUACUCCGAUUACCAGAUCUACCUGCUGCUCUCGUGCGCGCCCAUCCAGGGCCACGUGGCCGGCAUCGUGGAUGUGCCCAAUGCCUGCACAACGCUCGGUCUGCCAAUGGAUAUCUUUGACUUUGACAUCUCCCCCGCCGCGGCGCUCAAGGCCGGAGAGACCAAGAGAGAUCUAGGUAGAUGUGCGUUCGAGACGGGCGUUACUGAAGGGAAGGUCACGAACGGAGGAAAGAACAGUCAAAUUAGCUUUGGUGGUGGGUUGACUUAUAAGGAGUAG